AUGAGCGCCCUCCGUGCUUCGAGAGCCGCUCUGCGAGCUCGCACCGCUCUCAAGGCCCCCGUCCAGCGAAGAGGCUACGCCGACGCCGUCUCCGACAAGAUCAAGCUCUCCUUGUCUCUUCCCCAUACUUCUAUCUACAAAUCUCAAGAUGUUGUGCAAGUCAACAUUCCCGCCGAGUCUGGAGAGAUGGGUAUCCUCGCUCAGCACGUCCCUUCUAUCGAGCAGCUGAAGCCCGGUCUGGUCGAGGUCAUUGAGGAAGCCGGUGGCAGCAAGCAGUUCUUCCUCUCUGGCGGCUUUGCCGUUGUUCAACCCGACUCGCAAUUGAGCAUCAACGCCGUUGAGGGUUACGCUCUCGAAGAUUUCAGUGAAGAGGCUGUCCGAUCGCAGAUCUCCGAGGCGCAAAAGGUUGCUGGCGGCAGUGGAAGUGAGCAGGACAUUGCUGAGGCUAAGAUCGAGCUUGAGGUUCUCGAAUCUUUGCAAGCUGCUAUGAAGUAG
Messenger RNA from Cyphellophora europaea CBS 101466, 495 nucleotides. RefSeq names its product ATP synthase subunit delta, mitochondrial. Gene Ontology annotation, biological process: proton motive force-driven ATP synthesis. The transcript has 5 exons. The record is from RefSeq and is a predicted model, not a curated record. NCBI's taxonomy places the organism in Eukaryota, Fungi, Ascomycota, Eurotiomycetes, Chaetothyriales, Cyphellophoraceae. Gene Ontology annotation, molecular function: proton-transporting ATP synthase activity, rotational mechanism. Bases 1 to 495 code for a protein of 164 amino acids.